AUGGCCAAGACGGGGAUGCCGCGGACGGCACGCCGACGGGGGGACCCAGAGAAGGCACUCGCCGUGGCGAUUACAGCAAGGUUUUUCGGCGUUGUCUCCGGCUUCUUCAGCAUUAUGCUUUGGCUGCUGAUGGCUGUCACAUGUUCGCCCUCUCUCACCGUUGACAUGGACGAUCCUUUUGCCGAUGUCAACGCAACCCGAUGGAGGGAAACAUUCUUCUCUUUCAAUCCUCGAAUUUUCGGCAACCUGUGGGCGCCCUUCUGCAUGGGCUGCACUUCCAUUCUUCUUCACUUCAAAGGAUUCAAUGUGCGGUUUAUAACGCGCUCGUGGUUUCGAUUCGCGCUUUGGAAUAUCGCCCAGGCGCUGUUUGGCAACUUUGGAUACUGCGGAGGGAUGGGCUUUCUGGUGGCAGCUAUCAGCCUAGUCACGGCCGUUUUGGCGGUCGUUGUCGGAAUUCUACACAGCCGAAUUCCGGUGUCAGGCGACUUGGCUGCUCCUCCGGUCGCUGAGAUUUUUUUUGCUUUGACGCGUCUGCUGUCGUCCCGCGAGAACGAAAGUGCCCCGCGCGAGGGGAGCGAGUCAGGACGUUCCGCUACCGGCGGCUCUUCGCCGGCAAGAAACGAACACAAAGAUACACCUCGCUUGGCGAAGGGCGAGCGCGACGCGGAAAGGGGCGCCAGUGGUAACACAAGCCUGAGCGGCAGUGGCUCGCCCGGUUUGCAGAAUGUAGCGAAUGUAGAAAAUGAUGUGUAA
Messenger RNA from Neospora caninum, 753 nucleotides. RefSeq lists its product as hypothetical. Lineage: Eukaryota; Apicomplexa; Conoidasida; Eucoccidiorida; Sarcocystidae. The transcript is spliced from 3 exons. Bases 1 to 753 code for a protein of 250 amino acids. The record is from RefSeq and is a predicted model, not a curated record.